AUGUCAUCUGAUUUCGCCGAGAAGAAUAAUGUCAACACUGACAUUGUUACAUUGACAAGAUUUAUCUUGGAAGAACAACACCAUUAUGCUAAAGAAGCCAGUGGUGAAUUAACAUUAUUGUUAAACUCUCUACAAUUUGCCUUCAAAUUCAUUGCUCAUACUAUUAGAAGAGCCGAAUUGGUUAAUUUGAUCGGUUUGGCUGGUGCCUCAAAUUCCACUGGUGAUGACCAAAAAAAAUUAGAUGUUAUUGGUGACGAGAUCUUUAUUAACGCGAUGAAGGCAAGUGGUAACGUCAAAGUCUUAGUAUCUGAAGAACAAGAAGACUUGAUCACCUUCAAAGGUCCAGGAAAUUAUGCAGUUUGUUGUGAUCCAAUUGACGGUUCAUCUAAUAUUGACGCUGGUGUCUCCGUUGGUACCAUUUUUGGUGUCUACAAAUUGUUGCCUGGUUCAAAUGGUUCAAUCAACGAUGUCUUAAGACGUGGUACCGAGAUGGUUGCUGCAGGUUAUACCAUGUACGGUGCUUCUGCUCAUUUAAUGUUAACCACUGGUAACGGUGUUAAUGGUUUCACUCUUGAUACCCAAUUAGGUGAAUUUAUCUUGACCCAUGCUAACUUAAAAAUACCUCUAUCAAGAACAAUAUACUCCAUCAAUGAAGGUAAUUAUAUUUACUGGCCAGCUCCAAUUCAAAAAUAUAUCGAUUCCCUAAAGGAACCUCAACCAGACACCGGCAAACCUUAUUCAGCUCGUUAUAUUGGUUCAAUGGUUGCCGAUGUUCAUAGAACUUUAUUGUAUGGUGGUUUAUUUGCUUAUCCAACCAAAGGCAAAUCAGGUAAACUAAGAAUAUUAUAUGAAUGUUUCCCAAUGGCGAUGAUACUAGAACAAGCUGGUGGUAAAGCUGUCAACGAUAAUGGUGACAGAAUCCUAGAUUUAACUCCAAAGGAGAUUCAUGCUAGAAGUGGUAUUUGGCUAGGAAGUAAAAAUGAAGUUGAUAAAUUCUUAAAAGCUACAGGACAACAGUUUUUGAAUUUAAACUAG
Molecule: messenger RNA, 1035 nt
Organism: Ascoidea rubescens DSM 1968
Lineage: Eukaryota; Fungi; Ascomycota; Saccharomycetes; Ascoideales; Ascoideaceae
Product: fructose-1,6-bisphosphatase
Exons: 1
Coding region: 1-1035 (344 amino acids)
Biological process (GO): fructose metabolic process; fructose 6-phosphate metabolic process; gluconeogenesis
Cellular component (GO): cytosol; cytoplasm
Molecular function (GO): fructose 1,6-bisphosphate 1-phosphatase activity
Source: RefSeq, a predicted model, not a curated record